Molecule: messenger RNA, 3137 nt
Organism: Schistocerca nitens (vagrant locust)
Lineage: Eukaryota; Metazoa; Arthropoda; Insecta; Orthoptera; Acrididae
Product: zinc finger protein 492-like
Exons: 3
Coding region: 380-2494 (704 amino acids)
Cellular component (GO): nucleus
Source: RefSeq, a predicted model, not a curated record
UAGGUUGAUUGUUUUCAUGAAACGCUGAACGUUAUAUACAUACAAUGUUAGUAAAGUUUUUUCAUGUAAACAAUCUAAAUAACGGAGUCACUUUAAGUGAUGUUUACUACGCGGAUGUUUCAGCCUAUGAAUAAAAUAUACUCGUGAAUCACAAAUACACAAGGGAAUAAACGCCAUAACGUUGUUUAACAAGUGCUGAAUUAUAAAUAAACACUAAAAGCUAUGCAUGGUAUAGCCAACCCUUAUUGCUUUAAUGAGUAUUCCCGUAUGUUGAGUGAGAGAGUGCAGCUUACCACUUAUUUAAGUGCAGACGCUAAUCGUCGGAAAGAUGCGGCAUACUAAAGUUGUUCGGUGACUUACUGGAGUUUUACAUUGCCACAUGUUUGAUUACCGGCAGGCAUCUGUGCGAACAUCAAUGGCCCUAGAGUCAAAUGCUUGGCUCUCGUCCAACAGUACAGCUGCAGGUACAACAGCAAGGGAACAGCAACAGCAACAGCAACAACAACAACAACAACAGCAGCAGCAGCAGCAACAGCAGCAGCAGCCACCGCCACCACCGCCACCUCCUCCACAGCAUACAGCUGUUGUAAAGACACGUGAUGAUCAGCUUGGUCAAGUUCCACAGCAUGGUAGCCAGAAUUUCAUUGGAGCAGAUGAUAAUCAGCAAAGAAGUUUGCUGAAAAUACCAUCAUCAGUUGUUGGCAAAUGUUCCAUGUUCACACAGACUGAACACACAAACAGGUUCACACAGACAGAACAUCCAGCUGCCAGGUAUGGUGGCAUUUGUCUAGAAAACGGCAGUAACGGAGGUAACUGUAAAGCAGAUUCAUCUACCAUGUUUGACCCAGCAGGUAUGCAGCAGCAGGGCGCCAGUUCACAGAUGUAUAGUGCUUCAGCUGAUAAAAAUAAGGAUCCUGAGAAAACAUCUAGCAGUGCAUCAGCGGAUUUCCCUUUCUGCUACAACGUGAACAUGCUUCAGAAAGUCCACCAACAGAGCAAUUCAGCUGUACCUGUUGGAGGAAUAAGUGGUGAUGACAAAGGCUGCUAUAGAUUUGAUGUAGCUCAACCAUUUGGAUACAAUUAUGCAUUAGUUAAUCAGAUGUCUUUGGCAGCUGCUGCAUCAACUGCAACAUUUAAGUGUGAUGUUUGUGGUUUAGUGUUUGCUCAUCUCUCUCUCUUAAAUCAUCAUAAAAGGAUACAUAACACAACUAAUAUGCUGGCAACUGGAGCUCAAAAUGCUGCAGAAAGUGAACGCCAGUUUACUUGUGAUAUGUGUGGUGUGAGUUUUAGUUUAGCAGGGGAACUUAAGAGCCACAAGAAUGGAGUUCAUGGGAAAGCUAAUCAGAAUCAGCAGCACAUAGGAAGUAAGUGCUGCGAGUCUUGUGGUGUUGAAUUAGCUUGUGAACAUAACGGUGGUAAUUUGGUGAAAGGUAAGAAGAAUGGAAAGUUUGUGAAAUGUGAAUCAUGUCAAGAAAUGAUGUCAGGCAGCAGUUCAGGUUCUGGUUCCACUCCUGUGUACAGCAAUAGCAGUGGUUCGGGGAGUGAGAGUGGUGGUACCAACAAUGCUGCAAAUAAUACAAAUCUGGGUGAGAUUAAACCUGGGCAUCAUCCAGUGAAACGUAGAGGUGUGGCCAGUGUUACAAAAUGUCAUAAAUGUAAUGGAUCUGGCAUCAUUUUCAUUGGUGGGCCUCGUAAUGCAACAGCUGUUGACAAACCCUUCCACUGUAAUGUUUGUGAUGGAACAUUUUCAAGAUAUUCUAGUUUGUGGAGCCACAAAAGAUUACAUAGUGGCGAUAAACCUUUUAAGUGUGAAAUCUGUGGUCUCGCAUUUGCGAAAGCGGCAUACCUGAAAAACCAUGCUCGUGUGCACACGGGAGAAAAACCUUUCAAGUGUGCCGUUUGCGGGAUGCAAUUCUCACAGUCCCCACACUUGAAGAACCAUGAGAGGAUACAUUCGGGUGAACGUCCGUACCAGUGUGAAGUGUGCGACAAGACAUUUGCCCGCCAUUCGACACUAUGGAAUCACAGACGUAUUCACACCGGUGAGAAACCUUACCGAUGUGAAGUCUGCGGCUCUGCAUUCAAUCAAGCUACCCACCUAAAAAAUCAUGCCAAGGUCCAUACUGGUGAGAAACCACACCGAUGCGACAUUUGUGAGGUUGGCUUUUCUGACAGAUUCGCUCUGAAGCGCCACCGUGGUAUACAUGAAAAGUAUGGAAGAACGUCUGUUAGUGCUUCAAAUAAUCCAACUGGAAAUGUGCAGAACAGUCAGGUACCUCCAAAUACUUCAAAUGUGAAUGUUACUAGUGUUAAUGUAAAUUCUGUUUCUAAUGUAAAUGCUGUGAAUGUUAACAAUGUUAAUAACAGAAAUGGGUCAAACCCAAAUUCAGCUUCAAAUAAUUCACAAGCUGGCAUAGACGACCUAUACAAAUGUGAGGUUGGAGGGCCAGUGGCAUUUCCUGGUUGUUCCAGGCCCCAUGAUGAGAAACAGUGAAAGGGAGAGUGCCCUUGCAUGUAACCCUAUUGUAAAUAACAGUAUUGAGACAGUCACAGUCUAUAAUGUGUAAUUAUGAAGGUUACAUAUAUGUCCACUAGCAUUUUCUGAACUGUGAUUUUCUCAGUAGAGCACUAGGAUUGCUGCUAGAGAUCCCUUUCUUUUCGGGGUGAUUGGGGAUUGUAGCUUGAUCUGUUUAGUAUGUAUUGUCACCAUUAUUAGGCAGCCUUCAGGAGUUACUCAUGGUUCAUGAUCCCUUUGAGAUGGCAGAACAUUUAAUUUGUGCUUCCACUGUUCACAAUGAGGUGCUACUAACAAACUUUGAUGCUUGUGCCUCAGCCAACCUGGUCCUUGGCAAAACCACAUAACAUAAUAUACUGUGUGGAAGACUACAUGAAUGGUUCCCCAUUAAAAUAUCUUCUGAUAAAAAAUAGUGUACCACAUUGUGUCACACAGCUAUCGACCCUGUUAGUACUCCAUGAAUUUAUUGGUUCCAGCGUAUUGCCUGAGAGUGGUGCAAGGCACAUUUGCUUCCAGAAAUGUGAUACAAAUGCUCACUGUCAUUGGUCAACAAGAUAAAUAAAGAUAUGAAGAUGGUAUCUGUUCUUUCGGACAUUUCUGAAAGAAUAGAUACCAUCGGUGA